This is a messenger RNA of Acomys russatus (golden spiny mouse), 3991 nucleotides long. Its product is annotated as KIAA2012 ortholog. NCBI's taxonomy places the organism in Eukaryota, Metazoa, Chordata, Mammalia, Rodentia, Muridae. Bases 412 to 3834 code for a protein of 1140 amino acids. The record is from RefSeq and is a predicted model, not a curated record. The transcript is spliced from 22 exons.
CCUCCACUCACAAUGAGAAGGAUGGUGCCUUGGCCCAGAUUUGUAGAUGCACGCCCGCAGCCUGUAGCAGGGCAACCAGAUCUCAGAGACAACAAGGGCUCAGAGGAGCAGAGAGUCCACACAGCCUGCCUGCUGUCUGAGGAGCCAGGCCUAACACAGCCUGCCUGCUGUCUGAGGAGCCAGGCCUUACCGUUUGGUUUUUCUCCCCCACAAAGAUGCGCUCUGUCUAAACUGUGUGGCUGGUGGCUGUUACCCGACUGCUGUGUGAGAGGGAGUAUAGUUCAUAAAAGACCCUAUGUUCCCAGUCUCCUUCAGUUUGCUGUUUAGCUCUGGAAACCCUGAAGUGUGACCAGUUCUCAGCCUUCAAAACUGAGAUGAACUGCCCUUGAGAGAGAGAGCCAUCAGGGAAACAUGUUCACCCUCUCUCUCCUGAGCCGAGGACAUGGGAAGUUGGUCCAGAAAAAACAAAAGCUGGAAGUCUAUUUUGAACCAGAGGACUAUUUGAACUGGAAGUCCCCGGAAGACUGCGUCCUGGUAAGCAAGGCCCAGGAUGGGGACAGUGCCAGCCAGAACCCCUGGAGCCUCCUUCUUCCUAAGACCUUCAGCACAAGAAAGGGGGCACUGAUCCUCUACUCAGAAGGGCUAGCCUUGUCCACAUGGCCACCCAGAGAGACGAGGGGAGAUCACAGGAAGAAGCCGGACCUUGAACUGCGCACGCUCCAAGACCUCAGAGAAGCCAUCUUGGCAUACGGAAGGAGAAAGACAAAGCAGGACAGAGCCUGGCAACCUUACCUCUACUUCCGAAGCAAGCCAGAGAGCCAGACCCAACGGCGGAUCCAGCCCGGCUAUUCGGCCAAGAGAUACCUCCGAGGCCUUCUGUGGACAUGGCCCCCCGACACCAUGUACAGGCUGCAGUGUGCAGGACACAUCAAGGAUUCUGUGUUGCUCCAGGACAGUCAGCUUGGAAUGCCCAAGAAUCUCAGGCCACAGCAGGAUCUUUCAGGUGUACCCCCAAAAUACCACCUCCUGCCUGUCAUCCCUUCAUUUUGGAUUCAACAGAGACCAUCUUAUGAACAAGGUCAGCAGGGCCUGGAUGAAGGGGAAGAUGGUGCAAUCACAGACCAGGGCUCUGCAGCUGCCCAGACCCACCGCCAUCAGGGGCCUCACCUGAUGUCCCUCAGGAAGCAACCACGGCGGGAAGAUGGAACCCGGGCCGAGGAUGCAUUGGUGGAGAGCCACGUCCAUGUCCACGCUUCAGAGGAAAGUCACAAUGGAAAGACACAGCGCGCUUCCUGGAAGGCCCUUGGGCGUGCCCGAAUCGGCUACCCUCAGCCUUCUAGUGACAAGCCCCUCUUCACGUUCUACUGUGGAGCUUUCCCAGAAGACACACCCAGAGUCCUCAAGCCCCCGAGGAGCCGAUUUAAAGGCCGUGAACCCCCACUGGAGCUCGUCGUCAUCCCGAUGGAGAUUCGGCUCCACGUCCCACAGCCCCCAAGAGAAAAGGCCUGCAGAAGAGGUGCUCAGCUCCCAGAGUCGGAACCAGAAGAAGCCAUGCCUUUGUGGCGCCCUCUCCGGAAGCGUUUGUUCUUAGAAAAGCCAAGGGGGAUAAAGGUGCAUCCCUCAGGGGACAGCGGCCAGGACACGCCCUCCCCUCAAGGUAUGGUGGCGCAUACCUUUAAAGCCAGCACUUGGGUAGCAGAACCAGGUAGGUACAUCUCUCAGGCCUGGGAAAGAGAAAUGAAGCUGAAAACAAAUCGAUCCAUCAUUCUAAACACAGUGGCUGUUUACGAAGCCAGAAAAGCACGCUCUGGUCUUCCCGAUUCGAGCGUAUUCCAUUCAUGGUUUUCCCAUUUUGCUUUAGAAAGUGGUGAUAUCCUGGCCCAGAGCAUAAACCCAUCACCGGGUCUCCUACCACCGAUUAAAAGAAAGAAAAGCCCCAAGAUCCAGAGGGAAUUGGGCAGCAUCAGGACACCAGGCUGCAACAGUCCCAUGGGUCGCCAAAAUGAAAGGACACCGCCCGCAGGACCAGAAAACACUGGAUCCAGAACCAGCCUUCACGGAAAUCUUUAUGAGGGCUCCUCUCCUUUGACCGCAGCAGCUAAGCACCAGGGAGCCCCGCAGUCCUUGGAGGCAGCAGCUCAGAAGACGGGAGAGCCUCAAAGUUGUAUAAAUAAAGGGCUGAUAUGUUCAAACGGAAAAGAAUUUUACACACGCAAGCUGCACAUCGACAUGAUGCCGUUCCUGAAGCAUGGAACUCCGCCCUGGUCCAUGGCCCCUGUUCCACAGCUGAAGGCCUUCCCCAGCCCCUUCUUUGUCCUCUUCUGGGAACCUGAAACUGACUCUUGUGAGGAACCAGGAGGACCCUAUGGAGAAAAUGACGAAGACGGACAAGACCCAGAGCCAAGGACCGUGACCUUUGACCCCGCCGGUUCUUCCCUGGCUGAGUACAACCAGACCUCUGAGGCUGACAUCUUGAAAAGCAGGGACAGAGAUCACAAAGUGUACCAACCGCGUAGAGGACGUGUAGAACAUGAGCCUGCAUCCCCAAAGAAGUUGGGUUCUGAGCCUACAUCUCUUCUCCCAAGAAAAAAUAAGAAAACGGGACAAGCAAAACUGUCCAGCCAGCAGACCCCAGCGGCUACCAGUCACGGAAGGAAGUUGGUUGACAAGGCUAAGAGGAAGAAAAGAACCAAGACAGACAAGGGCAAAGCAUCCAAGAGAGAGAGAGAAGGAAAGGCCCUGGGGCAAGCAGAGGCCGUCCGAGGGAAGUCAAGGGAUCCGAAAACUGAAAAGAAAGCAGAGCUAACUCCAAAAGAAAAGAAACCAGGAACCAAAACAAAAAAGACACAUAAGAAAAGGAACAAGAAGAAAGCAGCAGAGCUGAGGCAGCUGGAUGUCACUAACUUCGAGGAAGUGGGUGGCAACUCAGAGAGAGGGCUCUUCUACUCACUCUCUGCCACUGAAGACUCCUCGCUUUGCCCAGAAUCUGAUGUGCUGGAGAGCCAGGUUUCUAUAGAUGGAAGAUUAUCACCCGUGCAGGCCACAGGUGUCACUAGCAACAUGAAACCUGAAGAAGAGAGAAGCCCUGAAGACCCUUCCCAGGCCCUCCUGGAGAAGAGGCAGCAGAAGGCUUCUCGGGACAGAGUUCGAACAGAGAGGGCAGAGAUGAGGUGGCUGGAGGUGGAGCGGAGAAGAAGGGAGCAGGAGGAGCUGAGCCGACUCCAUCAGAAGCAGCUGGAGAGAGCAGAGAAGAUGAAGGAGCAGCUGGAGCUAGAGCAGCUGAGGCGCGCUGAGGAGAUCCGCCUGAGAAAGCAGAGGCUGGAGGAAGAGCGGCAGCAGCAGGAGGAAGCAGAGAGGAAGCGCAGGCUCCAGCUGCAGGCAGCCCGGGAGAGAGCUCGGCAGCAGCAAGAGGAGCUCCGGAGGAAACUGCUAGAAUUGCAGAGAAAAAAGCAGCAGGAGGAGGUGGAGAGGGCUGAGGCGGAGAAGCAAAGGCAGAAGAAGGAACUAGAACUGCAGUUAGCAGAAGAACAGAAGCGCCUGAUGGAAAUGGCUGAAGAAGAGCUGCUGGAGUACCAGCGGCAGAAACAAGAAGCGGAAGAGAAGUCGAGGCGGGAGGCUGAGGAGAGGAGGCGGCGGGAAGAGGAAGCAGCAAGGCUGGCUCUGGAGGAAGCCACGAAACUAGCUGAGGAACAAACCAGGCAAAAAGCUGCUUUGGAGAAACACCUUCAUUUUCAAGAACUCUUUAAGGAAGCCAGUGGCCUGCAGUGGACACAGAACGUUUCCAGAGCAUGGGUCUACUCGUAUUUCCAGUUCCUACAAACCCCCAAGCCCUAAGGCUAGAAGCAGAGUAAGUUGCAAAAUGGUGAGAGAAAAAGCUACACUUUUAUAAUAAAGCUCCAGCCUGAGUCCGCUAGUUCCUUUUCAUUUGGCUUACCUCAGCCCAUACCUAGGACUUUCUUUACCCUGGAAGCUCUCUCCCAGCAUUCCUACA